AUUUCCCACCUUUAGUGCCUUUAGUUCAGCUCCAUUUGUUUUUCUGGCCCUUCCUCCAGCUUCCUUUCUCCUUCUCUUCUUCCUAUCUUCAUCCUCUUCUUCCCAUCUUUUUUCUCAUACCAAUAUAUUUUCGGUCAUUUUGGGAGUGGCUGAUGUAGAAAGGAGAAAUUGGGCUUUAUUGGGUAAAAGGUGGUUUAGGUUUGGUGAUGGGAUUAGGGUUUAUGGAAGAAAGUGAUUUGGAAAAAAUAUUAUGGGGGUCGCAGCAAGGUUGAUAUUACAUCUUUUCGAGUUUUGCAUAUGUCUCAAGUGUGGAAGGACAUAGUGAAGGUUUGUAAGGAGUCAGGUAGGUUGGGUUUAAUGUUAGAAAAGGGUUUUCAAUGGGAAGUUGGAGAUGGAGGUCGUGUGGUUUUUUGGGAAGAUAAGAUAUGGAAUUUUGGUCUACCGAUCAUUGGGUAUGGGAUUGUCAGUGGAGAUGAGAUUGUACUGGAAGAGUUGGUGAUGAGGAAGAAAAGUUUGGGGAGGUGAUUAACGGCAUUAAGGUAAGGAAUGAUAAAGUUGAUUCUUGGAGAUGGGUUCAUAGUGCUGAUGGGGUCUAUGAUGUAAAAGCUGCUUAUGAUUUUUUAACACCUAAUGAUUAUCUUCUUGAUAGGAAAUGAUUUAGAAUUAUUUGGUGUAAAUUUGCUCCUUCUAAAUUGAGUGUUUUUGGGUGGAGAUUAUUUUUGGAUAGGUUGGCAACAAAUGAUAAUUUAAUAAAAAGGGAUUGUUUUGAUGGGGAGGGACAGUGGUUGUGGGUUAUGUGGUGAGGGAGUAGAAUAGUUACAACAUAUCUUUUGUGAGUGUAAAGGGGUAUAGUUUGUGUGGAUGAAGGUAUUGGGAUGGUGGGGUUUGGAGAGUGUUUUGCC
This is a messenger RNA of Rubroshorea leprosula, 902 nucleotides long. The record is from the annotation of a GenBank genome assembly. NCBI's taxonomy places the organism in Eukaryota, Viridiplantae, Streptophyta, Magnoliopsida, Malvales, Dipterocarpaceae.